Molecule: messenger RNA, 941 nt
Organism: Balaenoptera acutorostrata (minke whale)
Lineage: Eukaryota; Metazoa; Chordata; Mammalia; Artiodactyla; Balaenopteridae
Gene: CLEC4E
Product: C-type lectin domain family 4 member E
Exons: 6
Coding region: 126-764 (212 amino acids)
Biological process (GO): antifungal innate immune response
Cellular component (GO): external side of plasma membrane
Molecular function (GO): carbohydrate binding
Source: RefSeq, a predicted model, not a curated record
AAAACACAGUUAAAGUAAUCAUCCUUAAAGAUUCUUUUUCUUUGAAUCUUAUCAACAAAACACUCUUAUACUUAGAAACUGAGGAGAGAGACGGAGAGGAGGAGGGAGAGACAGAAAGAGAAAGAAUGGAUUCAUCCAAAUCAUCUGCAUCACAAAGCACAGAAAGAGAAUGCUUCUCUUCCCAAGUGUUCUUAUGGACCAUUGCUGGGCUCUGCAUACUGCUACUGAGUGCCUGUUUUAUCACCAGAUGUGUUGUGACAUAUCACACCUUUCAGCUCUGUGAUGAGAAAAAGUUCCAGCCACCUGAGAAUUUCACGGAGUUCUCCUGCUAUAAUGAUGGAUUAGGUUCAGUCAAGAAUUGCUGUCCAUUGAACUGGGUACAUUUUCAAUCCAGCUGCUAUUUCUUUUCUACUAACACCAUGACCUGGUCAGCAAGCUCAAAAAACUGCUCGAGCAUGGGAGCUCAUCUGGUGGUUAUCAACACGCAGGAGGAGCAGGAAUUCCUUUACAAUAUGAAACCUAAAAGGAAAGAGUUUUAUAUUGGACUGACGGACCAGGUGACUGAGGGUCAGUGGCAAUGGGUAGAUGGUACACCUUUCACAAAGUCUCUGAGCUUCUGGGAUAAAGGAGAGCCCAACAACAUAGUUACAGUGGAGGACUGUGCCACCAUAAGAGACUCUUCAAAUCCAAGGCAAAAUUGGAAUGAUAUGCCCUGUUUCUUCAAUAUGUUUCGGAUUUGUGAAAUGCCAGAAAGAAAUAGUUGAAUAGAGAAAAAUCUCCAAGACAGAAGGCACAACGUAAACGUAUAAAUGAGAAGGAACAAACGAUAAUCACAGCCGCACAACUCUAACAUAAGAAAAGUGUGCAUUGCACUUUAUAAGGACUUCAUAAGUGUUUGUUGCUUUGGUGUAAAUAAAAAUACAUCGUUUUGAAUGUUAUAA